Drosophila elegans is the source of this 966-nucleotide messenger RNA. Its product is annotated as transmembrane protease serine 12-like. The transcript has 5 exons. Gene Ontology annotation, molecular function: serine-type endopeptidase activity. The record is from RefSeq and is a predicted model, not a curated record. Bases 1 to 861 code for a protein of 286 amino acids. Gene Ontology annotation, biological process: proteolysis. Lineage: Eukaryota; Metazoa; Arthropoda; Insecta; Diptera; Drosophilidae.
AUGAUUUUGCUGGCGGAAUCACCAGUAAUUGGAAUGUCAGCAUUAACCAGCCUUUUAUUAGUACUUCUCCCCUUUUCGGGAUUCUCCCAAUUUCUUGACGGGGAGUGUGGAAUUCUAUCACAACAUCAGAUAGGAAAUAGUUCUUCGAGCCCCUGGAUUGCUUUUCUGCACACCACAGAUUUGGUAUUUGUGUGCGGCGGAACUCUGAUUACUAACAAACUGAUACUAACUGCAGCUCAUUGCGUAUCAUCCAACGCCCAGCUAAUAGCUCGCCUGGGGGAGUUUUCGGGAGUCCGUAAAGAAAACUAUCCUACAUCAGCGGAAUAUCAAGUAAAAAAAUUGUUCAGGCACUCUUUCUACGACAUGGAUACAUAUGCCAAUGAUAUUGCCAUCCUCGGACUGGCCACAUAUGUAGUGUACACAGAUAACAUCAGACCCAUCUGCAUUUUAUGGGAUCCUCUGUGGAAACAGUAUAUCGACGGCAUCCCGGUGCUUAGUGGUCCUGUUUGGGGAAAGCCCGAGAACGAUGAUGAAGGCAAUGGACUCAGGAUACUGGACAUCUGGCGCCAGCCACCAGAAAUGUGUACCAGCGUGUUCGGUACCAUAUUCACCAACCAAUUCUGCGCGGGAAACUCGGAAAGUCAUCUGUGCAAUGUCGAGUGCAGUAAUCCGCUAGGAGCAGUGAUUCCUUAUAAGAACACCUAUCGCUAUGUACAGAUCGGCAUAGCGACCACCAACCAAAAAUGCAAUACGCCGAGUGUUUACACUGAUGUACUGUUCCACAUCGACUUUAUCAUCCGAGUGUGGCGACAUUAUGACAACGUUCAAGGAGUACCAAACCCAAGCCCAACUCGAGUUUAGACCAAUUGGGAUCGAUAGUUCCAGCUAUCGGUACAUAGCCAAUAACAUAGCCAAACAAUGAUUAUAUUAUAACUGCUAAGCAAAUAAACUUAGUCUUAACUCUUA